CAGAAGUAUGACUUUAGGAGAACGCUUUAUGCAUUAGGGAUACUGAAAUCCAUACUGUUGGCCAAUCCGAGGCUUGUUACAUGCGCAGUGGCCACAACAAACAUCAGCAAUGUCCAGACGCCUCAUUUAGCUCAGCUCCAGAUGUUACUAGCAAGACAACGGAGAUCUGUCUUUGGGAAGAACUUCCACAGUGAGCUAUCCAAUGAAAUCCUUGCUUCAUACAGGACCAGCAUGUUCGUUGAAAUCAUCAUCUCGGUGUGUUUGUAUUUCAUCAGAAGCUACUACCCCAACCUUAUGAUGAGU
Molecule: messenger RNA, 303 nt
Organism: Owenia fusiformis
Lineage: Eukaryota; Metazoa; Annelida; Polychaeta; Sabellida; Oweniidae
Source: the annotation of a GenBank genome assembly